AUGGCGGCGUGGAGAGCGGCUCUGGCGGCGGCCGCCCGCGCUCCGCUGAGGGGGCGGCUCGCCGGGAUGCGGCCCCCACGGAACCCGCGGCGCCCGCCCGGCUGGAGGGUCGGUGCCGCCGCCGCCCUGGUCGGGGGAGGCUCCCUGGCGGCCUGUUACGGCGGGCGGCUGGGCGUGUUCCCGACGGUCCUGGCUCAGAAGGAAGAUGUCAUUUAUGUGGAAAAUGAUGAGAAUCUUGCCCUUCGGAAGGAUCGUUUCAUGCAUUUUGCAACACUGGAAUAUGAAGGAGAGUAUUACAUGACACCAAGAGACUUCUUGUUCUCAGUUGUGUUUGAUCAAGUUGAACGUAAAGCCUCAGCCAAGAAACUGACAAAAAAGGACGUAGAUGCUGCACUGCUGUGUGUAUCCAAAGUUAAACCAGGACCAACCUUUUUUAGACAGCUUGGUGAUAAAGGGUUGAUAUCUUAUGCAGAGUACCUAUUUUUGCUGACAAUCCUUACAAAACCCCAGACUGGAUUGCAGAUUGCCUUUAAAAUGUUGGAUGUAGAUGGCAAUGAACAACUUGAAAAGAAAGAAUUUGUGAAGCUACAGAAAAUCAUUGGGAAGGAAGAUGAUUUGAAAACAGAUGGAGAAGAAACAGUAUUUCAGGAAGCAGAAUCAGAAAGCUGUAGUGCUGAUACCACAUUGCUGGUACAUUUCUUCGGAAAACAAGGAAAGGAAAAACUUCGCUAUUCUGAGUUUUUCAGAUUCAUGGAAAAUCUGCAAACAGAAGUCCAAGAAAUGGAAUUCAUUAAGUUUUCAAAGGGUUUGAACGUCAUGAGAAAAGAAGACUUUGCAGAAUGGUUGCUUUACUUCACCAAUGAGGAAAACAAUGAAAUUUACUGGCAGAACGUGAAAGACAGAAUUGAGGCAGGAGAGAAUAUCAGUUUAGAAGAAUUCAAGGCGUUUUGCAAAUUUACAAAUAACCUGGAAGACUUUUCUAUUGUCAUGAAGAUGUUUACUCUAGCCAAUCGUCCCAUUAAACGGGCGGAGUUCAAGAGAGCAGUGAAGGUGGCAACAGGACAGGACCUCUCAGAUAAUGUUUUGGAUACCAUCUUCAAGAUUUUUGAUCUAGAUGGAGAUGACUGCCUGAGCCACAGCGAGUUUAUUGGAGUUCUGAAGAACCGAAUGCAUCGAGGUUUGAGGGUACCACAACAGCAAGGCAUUCAGGGCUACUGGAAGUGUGUGAAAAGAGAAAGCAUUAAAGGAGCCAAAGAAGUGUGGAAGCAAAGUGGGAAAAGUCCUUUUUAAAGCAGUUUAUUGUUCUUUUGCCAUAAAUGUUGUUAUCUGGGGGGGAUGUCUGUCCUGUUUACGUAACUGCUGAAUCAAAAAUACUUUUUUCUUACUAUAGUUAAACUUUAAUUAACCCAGUUUCUAAUGCAAUACUUUUCUAUCAUUCUAGUGCAAUCAGGUUGGCUGUUAGCACUAUUAACAUUAUUAUAUGGAAAUACUCUUGUUCUAAGGAUGUGUUCUUUACUCCCUUGUGGAGUCUGACCCUGCACUGUAGCACACAGGAUAGGCAGGAUUUAAUAUCAGCCACUGGCAGGAACAUCAUAUCAAUAUCAUCCCCUGUUGGAAGAGGGGACAUCAUCUCAGCCACUAACACAGCAGCUCUCUCCACCCUGGCAAGGGUCGAGGUCCAAAAGGCAAAACCACUUGCACAAUCCAUACAAAUCAAAUUAUCCUGAAUCACAAACUCAAAUUCACAUGGUUUGUGCCCUCAUACUGUGAACUGUUUGUGUGCUAGGUCCUGGUGGAUGAUUCUACCACAUCCUGUAUGGAUGUCUGGUUUGUCUACCUUCAUGAUGAUAAUACUAAACUGGAAAUACAAGACUGUUGAUUCAGGUUUUAAAAGUUGUACACUGAUCAGUGAAUGUGUGUUGAGCUUCUCUGACCUCUUCAACAAAUAGUAUAAAUGAGAAGCAAAAAUCCUCCUGUCAUAAAGGGCAGUAUCUACAAUUUCAGUUAUAACUAUGUUGCUUUAAUUGUAUUGCAGAAGGUGAAUGUGUAACAAAUUGUUGCUUUACCUUGGAAGAGGUGGUGACAGGGAGUGAUGCAGUAUCUCAAGAAUUCAAGGUUGUAAUAAGCAAGUGUUGGGGGAAAAAUAAGUCAAAGGAAAAACUACACAAAAAUGUUUAUUAUUCCAAAAUGCAAUUUUAUUUGUAUGAUUUUAAACAGUAUGACAUGAAAAUCAGUUAACAUUAACAAUUAUGGAUGAACUUUUUUUGGCUAUAACAGUGUGCAUCUAUGUAUACAUAGGUGUGCAUAUUACAUGUUUUUUUCUUUCUUACAGCCUUAAGAGCUGAUGGUCCCAGGUCCAGAUCAGUCUUCGUGGCUGUCCACUAUAUGUAGGAGAUAGAUUUAUGUGUAAAGCUUUCAAGGGUUUUCAAAAGACUUCCCUUCCCAGUUAUCUGACUUGCUUGACUGGGAUGAAAGCUUAACCUUUCAAGACAGGUAUGUGGUAACAGACUAAAAAGAUGGAUUAGGGAAAUGUCUCAAGAAAAACAACCAAGAAAUUUCACCACUUUAUGAGGAAGUAUCAAUCCUUUUAAGGAUGACACUAGCACUGCUAUUCUCAAAGUUGCAUAUAAGCUCAACAGGAGGUGUUUUGUUGUAAUUCCUGUGGUGUUUGAUGAGAGGAGUGUUCCAUGAUACACAGAUACCAGAGCAGCCCUCUCUCAGACGAGGGACAGGAGAUACUGCAUUAGGAAACCAUGAAAAUGCCACCUAAGGAGCACUGAGAUUACAGAGAACGUAUUUGGUUGUCAGUAGGUGUCAGACAAGCUUGUGCUGAUGAAGAGUCCCCCAGCACCAGCCUUGGCACAGUGGUCUCAUGUGGAGAAGUAGAGUGAGGAGCUAGCAAAGCAGCAGUGUGCUGCUCUCUCCACAGCCUUCACUUGGAGCACUAUUUAAAUUGUAUGACAGAGAAAAUGCUCUUAUUCUUGUCAUCUGUGGACGUGCACCCAGAGUCACCCACCAGAACAAGAGCAUGCUGUGCAGGCAUCCUGAGACCUGCCUAUAUCCAGCACCAGUGACCACCAAGGAUCCCUUCACUUCCCCAGGAAACCAUCAGGAUGAAAUUAAAAAAAGCAAAUAAAAAUAAAAAUUCAGUAAACACUUCAGCCUUCCCCCCCUUAAACUGAGCAUGCAGAGGGAAUUAAAUAGCUGGUUUACUUUGUAAGCUGCUUGCUGCUUCUGGUGAUGGGAGCUAUGAGGAAGGGACAGCGAACAGGGGCUGUGGGAUUGGCAUCAGUGUGCCACAGCCAGAGAGUAAAGGACACAGUCAAGCAAGGCAUGGCUGUACCCCAGCCAUCUUCACAUGAAGUAUGCUUUGUUCCAGCUCUGCCUUUAAUGCAAGGCUGCCUUUUAUUUGUUGCUGUUUAUAUUUUGGCAAAUUGUUUUUACUUUGAAAUGGAGAUUCUUCUUUAACAUUUUAUUAUGUGUGAUGUUCAUAGAUUUUUUUUUUAUGUUCUUUAUUGGCUUUGUGUUUUCUUUUGUUUACCAAUGCCUUGCUUCCUUCCAGCUAUUUGUUUUUCUUUUGGAAAAAAUCAAUUCAUUUAGAUUUAGUGUAUCUAGGAGUUUAACUUCUCAUUGCUCCUUUGUAUCUGGGUUUGUGCAAUCAAUGGUAGCUUUCAGCAGCAAGUCACUGAAAAUGGAAUUUUAAGUUCUAUUUAGCAAAAGCUUUGGUGUCAAGUUCAGAGGAAAAAGAGAACAGAUAUGCUUAUUUUUAAAUGAAAUUUGUCUCUAGUAAAAACAAAGUAAUGUAAUUAUCGAUUCGGAGUUAAAAUACAGUAAUGAGACAUUUCAGAAGGUAUCUUGAAAGUACAGCCAGGGAAACUCCUUUGAAAACUAAUCCAUCAGGCUUGAAGAAUCACUCUCUGUUUUAAAUUUCUAGUCAAUUUUGUUUCUCUUAACUUGAAUUCUUUAUAAACAGCUUUAAAAUAAUUUCUCUUAUUCUUAUUUUUGUAGUCUUAGGCUGAAAGACUUGUUUAUGUGUUUAUACUCACCUUCUGUUAAGGAAUCUAUCAUAGUUUCACAUUAGAUGUUUUAGUUCCUUGUAAAAGCUGUAUGAUUUUUGCAACCUAUCAGUCAGCAUUACUCAACACAGUUUAGUUAGAAAUUUAUGCCAUCUGCCAGUCUAUCAGUUAAACUUACAAUUAUGAUUUUUUUACAUUAUUUUUCCUCUCAUCAUAAAUAUAUAGAAAAACUAAAUAAAAUUAUUUUU
This is a messenger RNA of Calypte anna (Anna's hummingbird), 4264 nucleotides long. It is a transcript of the gene MICU2, whose product is annotated as mitochondrial calcium uptake 2. The coding region runs from base 1 to 1290 and encodes 429 amino acids. Lineage: Eukaryota; Metazoa; Chordata; Aves; Apodiformes; Trochilidae. Gene Ontology annotation, molecular function: calcium ion binding. The record is from RefSeq and is a predicted model, not a curated record. The transcript has 12 exons. Gene Ontology annotation, biological process: mitochondrial calcium ion homeostasis; calcium import into the mitochondrion. Gene Ontology annotation, cellular component: uniplex complex.